Messenger RNA from Trichoplusia ni (cabbage looper), 5574 nucleotides. It is a transcript of the gene Usp8, whose product is annotated as ubiquitin carboxyl-terminal hydrolase 8. The transcript has 19 exons. Lineage: Eukaryota; Metazoa; Arthropoda; Insecta; Lepidoptera; Noctuidae. The record is from RefSeq and is a predicted model, not a curated record. Gene Ontology annotation, biological process: protein deubiquitination. Gene Ontology annotation, molecular function: cysteine-type deubiquitinase activity. Bases 182 to 3007 code for a protein of 941 amino acids.
UUGUGAACUGGCAAUUAAAAAAAAACUUGACAUUUUCUGAUUUGAUUCACAAUUUUUGUUUGCAGUGAAUUUUUACAACAAUCCUUGUGUUUUAUUUAACAAAUGUAGUAUUCCGUAGUCCCGGAGACUUUAAAUUACGGUUAUACCUUGAAUAAGACGUGAGGGUGAACAAAAUUUCAUCAUGACAGAAACACGAAGAAUACAACUUCACCUUGGAAAAUGUAUAGAGGAUUUGGACAAAUUACACAAUGUACCAGAUUUGAAGUCGAAAAGAGCUACUCUGUUAUGCAAAACAGCUCAAAAAUUAUUCGAAAGUGCAGAAGAAGCUCGCGAAAAAGGAGAUGAAGAGUACUCGUAUGUUUAUUACAUGAAAUAUCUUCGAGUGAUAGCUUAUAUCAGCAAGGACAAGGAGUAUUUGAAGGAUAAGUCUUACUUUAACAACAUGUUGGGUGCUAAGAAUCCUAACAAAGCAAUAGAUCACGCUGAAAAGCUGAAAAACAGCCUUAUUGACAGGUAUCAAAAGGAACAGAAAACAAAACGUCUGAACGAUAUAAAAGAGAAUGAGUUAAUAAAACAGAAGAUGGAGGAGAAUAGGAAGAAAUCAACUGAAUCUACACCUAUUAUAGAACCACCACAAGUCAUGGGGCUACCAGGGCCUGAUGAAGUGACAAUUAAGAGUGAGCAGCUGUAUGCUAUCCUAAAGAGUGGCAAGCUGAAGGUCAUGAUCUUGGAUGUGAGGUCUGCUAAGGACUACAAGGAGUCUCACAUACACUUCCCUGGCUGUAUCAGUGUGCCUGAAGAAGUUAUAUCACCUGGUCAAUCCGCCAACGUGUUGGAGCUGAGCCUGCCGCCGGAGUCGCGGCCGGUGUGGGCCGAGCGCGCCGCCAUGGAGCUCAUCGUGCUGCUGGACUGGGCCAGCACCGCCGUCAUACCCGGCAAGACGCUCUACCUGCUCAAGACCAUCCUGCUCCGGUGGGACGUGAAGGUGCAGUACUCGCGGCCGCCGCUGGCGCUGGAGGGCGGCUACGAGGACUGGCUGCUCAAGUACCCCGCCUUCACCACCAACCCGCAGGCGCAGCCGCCCAGGCAGGACGACUUCAUGGACGACAUGCUCAGUGAGAUUGAAUACCCGAAUUGGUCAGAGGUGAGUCCGUCAGCGGGCGCUGCCCCACCCAUCUCGCGGAAACCUGGAGAGCCCUUCGUAGAUAGGGCUAGCAAGGCGGCCGCAGUGCAGGUGUACUCGGAGCGGGCGCGCAACAUGCAGCUCAUCCUGGAGAAACAGGAGCGCAUCGCAGACAACUCACUCACGCUGGAAAUGCAACGGAUCGCGGCCGAACAGGACUGGGAGAAGGUUCGCGAGCAGCGUGAGGCCGAAGUGCAGGAAGAGCUGCGCGCCAUGUACAAGCUGCGGGAACAGGAGAUCAUCUCACAGCUCAUGCAGCUCGAGAACAAGCAGUACGAUAUGGAACAAGAGAACCAGAGCCUGCGCGAACAGCUGGAGGAGUACCAGCGGCGCGAGCGUGAGGAGGCCGAGAAGUUGGCCGAGACCAUCGCCAGCGCCAGUGAGGAGACCGACACCGCUGACGUCGAAGAGCGGCAGCGGCUGGUGUCGUCGCAGGCGGCGCUGGCGGCGCGCGAGGUGUCGCUGGCGCACGCGCGCAUCGCGGCCGUGCGGCUGCAGCGCGAGCAGCUGGACCGCGCGCGCGAGCUGCUGGAGGCCGAGCGCAAGCGCAAGCUGGCCAGCGCGCGCGCGCGCCGCAAGCCGCACGACAAGCCCGCGCACGGGGAUGAAGAUGGCGACUCAUACAUGAUGUCAUCAGACCCGGGCGCCACCGGACUCAACCGCUCACACUCCUCUCCAAACAUUGCCAAGCAGGUGUCUUCAGAUGAGGAAGAGCCGUGUGCGCCGGUGUUCGACCGCAGCACGAAGCCCGCCAAGGUGGCGCCCUCCAGCGACCUGCAUCAGAGGGACUUCCAACCAGUAUGGGGAGAUGUGGGUCGAGGGCUGACCGGUCUGAAGAACCUCGGCAACACGUGCUACAUGAACAGCAUCAUCCAGUGCCUCAACAACACCGCCAUACUCGUCACCUACUUCUGCAACGGACAGUACUUGGAACAUGUCAACAGGUCCCACAGCACUCGCGGCGCGAUAGCAGAAGAGCUGGCGGCGGUGGUGCGCGCGCUGUGGUCCGGACAGUACCGGUUCAUCGCCACCCGGGACCUGAGGAACGAGGUGGGCAAGCACCAGCGCGCAUUCCGCGGCUGCGAGCAGCAGGACUCGCACGAGUUCCUCACCAUCCUCAUGGACUGGCUGCACCUCGACCUGCAGUUCACCAUCAACGUGCCGCCGCACAAGGACAGCCUCCCUCCCUCAGAGAAGGCGUGGCACGAGUACACCAAGUCCAAGGAGAGCCUGAUCCUGCGGCUGUUCUACGGCCAAAUCAAGUCGACUGUCCGCUGCACCGUCUGCGGCAAGCAGAGCGUCACAUACGAGUCCUUCUCGAACCUCUCGCUGGAACUGCCGGCGAAUGCUAACCGGUGUACCUUGAGCGAUUGCCUAAAGCUAUACCUCAACGGAGAGACGAUACCAGGCUGGAACUGCCCCAACUGCAAGGAGAAGCGGGAUGCUGUCAAGAAGCUGGACAUCUCCCGGCUGCCCCCAGUCCUGGUCAUCCACUUCAAGCGGUUCUACGUGGACCCUAAGGAGUACAUGUGCAAUGCGUACAGGAAGAAACAGACCUACAUCGACUUCCCUCUAGAAGAUCUCGAUAUGAGGCAGUUCGCUCUGCACUGCCCUAAUAAUCACUCGUAUAAUCUGUACGCGGUGUCCAAUCACUAUGGGUCCAUGGAGGGCGGACAUUAUACUGCUUAUUGUAAGAGCAGCGUAUAUGGCAAAUGGUACAAAUACGACGACCACGUGGUGACGGAGAUCCCGGCGAGCGAGGUGAAGUCGAGCGCGGCCUACAUCCUGUUCUACACGUCGUGCGGGCCCGCGCGCGUGUCGUGAUACCCGCCGCCCGACACCAAGGACACUCACUUAACUAACUUUUAAAUUAACGUGUUCAACACACACUUUGAUUUAACCGUUACAUGCAAAUUACGAAGUGAAAGUGAACAUGUCGCAACGCAUGUUACGUUGUGCUGAACUGACGGUGAGCUUGCGAAUCUUACGAAUCUUACGAUCUAGUAUACUUAAUCCACUGUUAGAUUCGAAUAAAUCGUUAGGCAAUAGUCUCUUAUUAAUAUUUGAUUAUACAACGAUUGUAAAAGACCUCUGCCUAUUGUGUAUUAUAAAGACGUGGACGAAUAAGAUAAUCAGUUUAAAUCUAUUGCAAAUUAUAUUACAUUGUAAUUCAAUAUUCCAUUCUCAACUAGUUUGAGUUUUAUAUCAGUUUUGAAAGCAAUAUACCUGUAUACCUAAAUGUCUAGGUAGAAAACUGGACCUUAGUAAGGGAUAUUCAAACAAGACAUCUUGAAUUUCAAACAAAAAUAUACCUUAUAAUCCUUUACUACAAUUUGGUGUAACGCAAAGUGGUUUUUGUAAAGGACCACGCAAGCAUGUAUAUUUUAAAUGUUUGAUGUAAACAACGCCUUGUACAAACGCUUUCCAUGUGACGUCAUACAUAGGUUAAUUCAUUAAUUUAUUGUAAUAUUUGUUAUAAUUUUGCUUGUUGUGCAUUUGUUUUUUAGGAAAUGUUUUCGUCAUUUUUUUUUAGGAGUAGAGAGAAACGACUUUAGAUUUUCAAACGUUAUUUAGGUAAGUUUAUUAUAAGCCUGUGAUAACCCGCUGCAGGGAAAGGCCUUAUUUACCUCGGAAUAACUCGAAAAGAAAACAAAACCAUUGAAAUGUAUUAACGCCUAAUUUUGCCCUGCUCUUUGUUUCCAUAUUUGUCGUUAAAUAUAUUUUUUGCUGUUGUAACACUACUGAAUGCGCAAACAGUAUGAUACUUUUCAGUCUCCAGUGUCCAACUUCUAAGAUAUAAUUACAGUAUAGUUCACAACUUUAAUGUGCUAAGCUUUGAGUAUUCGGAAUUAAAAUUCAAAAGAAUGAAGAGGGAUGAAUAAACGAAAACUUGAUUUAAUUAAUUAUUAAGUACCUAGGUUUAAAGCCCAUUAUUUACCAUAUUUAUUACGCAGUAUUUUUUCAACAUUUCCUAAAAAACCCAGUGCGCAAUGAAGACGUUUCGCGACGUAUGUACAGUCGGCAACACUGAGAACGUUUCGUUUUAGUGUACACGUAAGUCUAGUGUCAUUCGUCGCUAGAAUUAAUGGCUAGAGUGAAUGAUGUUCGUAUUCUUAAUGUUUAUGAAUGAAAGACUGAUACAAAUGAUUGGUAUUGCAUGUUCAGCGCCGCCGGCGGGCUCCGUGCGGGUGACAGCUGUCAAAACUGACACCUGUCACUGUGACGUUCGGUUGAGAUUUUCUCCGCCCGCACGUGUAACUCUGUGGCGCUGUCGAUUCAAGUAGAUUGUAUUUAAUAUUUGUAAAGCACGUGGCCGCUUGUAUUUAGGUUACUGGUGAUUUAGUUUGGCAACCGGUUUGGAAAACUGUACUUUUAUAACUUGACUACUUGUUGUUAACUGGUUAUUUUCCAAUAUUUAUUACAUGUACAGACGAACAGUAUUUAGCACCUUUAUCAAUUAAUAGGUCAUAAUCAUAUUAUUAUGAUUACAAGUACCUUAUCUUUUUAGGUUUGAUGAUUUUUUUUUUCUUUCAUUACACAUCUCCUUUUGUUAAUCCCGGUUUUAAGGGACCUAUAUCCAAACUAAUUCGGAUGAAAUAAAUAGUUUAAUGAACUUACAGCUUAGCUAAUCCCAGUAUAACCUUUAGGAAAUGUACGCAUUAUGUGAUGGUAACAAGGAUUCGAUGAACACAAUACGAGGAAUCGUAGACUUGUAUAAGUUUUGAGAGUAUUUAGUUGGCAUAAAAUGUAUUUACCGAGAACUUUCUGUAAUCGCAAUGUAGACGAAAAUGAAUCUUAAGGCUUAGUGUUUAAGAUGGGUUUAACGUUUAUGCUUCGUAUUCUUGUAUAUUCUUGCUUGGCCAAAGGCGAUGAACAACGAUUCAUCAUCAUCAGUUUUCGAAUGUAUUACUACCAACAAUUCUAUAAAAUGUGCUAAUAGUUGACCUAAUAUACCCGUUGUAAGAAUCGAUCUAAGUAAUAUUGUCUCUCCUAUUAGGGUGAGCUAUGUAACGCCCCGUACUUAAUAGACAUACUUUGCAAUUCUUCUGCAUUCACAAUUUCCAUGUUCUCUUAAUGCGUGCGAAUAACUUAAUUGCAAUUCUAUGAUAUCUAUGGUCGUAUUAAAAUAUUUAAAUCAAAACAUCUAUGAAAAUGACUACCCAUAAUGCGUGCGAAUUCUAGUCAGUGAUCACAACGGCCGAGGAUUUGAACACAGCCGAACACGUGCCAUUUACAAAGAGGUUUUUCAUCAAUUUAACUAGAUUUGGUCUCGAAAACAUACUAUUUUGUUGAUAACUGUUGUAUGAACAUUUGUAUAUAGCAUACAGAAAUGGUUUAUUGUAUGUAAAAGUAAAUGUAAGACAAACUUUAUUAAAUUCUUUGUUAAUAUA